GGGAGGCUAGUUGCACGUAUUUAGCUGGGGAGCAGUUGUAGGAAAGCGCAGUCUGUACUGGGAGAGUCGCUUAGAGGGGGAGCCGGACUGCGGAAGGUUACUCUAUCAUACUUGCUGAGGUCUCUUGGCUGCCAUUGAGGAGAGCGCAGCCUGAGCAUCACGUAUUGUUAAGAGCAGGAAUAGACAGACAUGAAGCCAAGUGAAGGAGCCGGGAGGAGCGCUCUCCCAGCUGACGGACACGGGGACAAGGCAGCGCCCAAUACACUUGCCGAUGGCGGAGAGGCGGCUGAGGAUCCCUGGAAAGAAUGUAUGGAGACGGCAGUGCAGCUGGCCCUCCGAGCCGGACAGGUCGUAAAGAAAGCGCUGACUGAAGAAAAAAGGAUCUCAACCAAAACAUCUGUGGUGGAUCUUGUCACAGAGACUGAUCAUUUAGUAGAAGAUCUAAUAAUUUCAGCACUGAAAGACAAGUUUCCCUCACACAGAUUUAUUGGAGAAGAAUCUACCGCUGCAGGUUCUAAAUGUAUUCUUACCGACAGCCCAACGUGGAUUAUUGAUCCUAUAGAUGGAACAUGCAACUUUGUACACAGGUUUCCUCCGGUUGCCGUUAGCAUUGGAUUUGCUGUCAAUCGAGAGCUUGAAUUUGGAGUGAUUUAUCAUUGCACAAAUGGAAAAAUGUAUACUGGAAGAAAAGGUCAUGGUGCUUUUUGCAAUCAAGAGAGACUCCAUGUGACACAAGAAACUGGGAUUAGAAACUCGUUAAUUUUAACAGAAAUUGGCCCAAAACGUGAUCCAGCAACCUUGAAAUUAUUCUUGGGUAACAUGGAAAAACUGCUUAAAUUCCAAGCUCAUGGGAUUCGUGUGAUUGGAAGUUCCACCUUGGCUCUUUGUCACAUGGCAUCAGGUGCUGCUGAUGCCUACUACCAAUAUGGACUCCAUUGCUGGGAUUUGGCUGCAGCAACUGUCAUAAUCCGAGAAGCUGGAGGCGUUGUGAUAGAUACUACAGGGGGACCUCUGGAUCUUAUGUCAUGCCGAGUGAUAGCAGCUGGGACUAUGGAACUAGCACAGAGUAUAGCACAAGAGCUACAGACUAUUGACUACGGCAGAGAUGAUGAGAACUGAAAAAUAGCUGACGUUCUUGACAAUAACCUGGUUCUUUAAGAGAUCUGCAACGGAGUACGACUGGAGUACUGGAUAUUUUAAUGGCUUAUCUAACUAGUACAUAGAGGCUUUUGUUUAGCACGCAGCUGUUUAUAUAAAAUGUAAGGGGGUUAUUUGUUGUGGGUUUUUUUUUUCUUUUUUAACCGUAGUUUUUUUUUUUAAUUUUUCAACGUGUUUCAGGGGUAAUUUUUAAGUCUUUAUAUAUGAUCUAACUGUUUUCACAACUGUCCUGGAGUUAUAAUCUAAUAUGUUUUGUGAAAUGUGGAGCUUAAAUUAAACUUUAUUUUUUCACUACCUCA
Xenopus laevis (African clawed frog) is the source of this 1457-nucleotide messenger RNA. RefSeq names its product inositol(myo)-1(or 4)-monophosphatase 2 L homeolog (gene impa2.L). The record is from RefSeq and is marked provisional. Gene Ontology annotation, molecular function: inositol monophosphate 1-phosphatase activity; inositol monophosphate phosphatase activity. NCBI's taxonomy places the organism in Eukaryota, Metazoa, Chordata, Amphibia, Anura, Pipidae. Gene Ontology annotation, biological process: phosphatidylinositol phosphate biosynthetic process; inositol biosynthetic process; phosphatidylinositol dephosphorylation.